Molecule: messenger RNA, 2738 nt
Organism: Pyrgilauda ruficollis (rufous-necked snowfinch)
Lineage: Eukaryota; Metazoa; Chordata; Aves; Passeriformes; Passeridae
Gene: FAF2
Product: Fas associated factor family member 2
Exons: 11
Coding region: 746-2083 (445 amino acids)
Cellular component (GO): endoplasmic reticulum
Molecular function (GO): ubiquitin binding
Source: RefSeq, a predicted model, not a curated record
CCUCCCGGCCAGCCGCAGCGGGCACGGGCAGCCGGGGCUGCCCGCCUGCCUCCCCCGGGGUCGACUGGCCGCGGUCCCGCCUCGCCGAUCCCUCACGCGGGCGCUCGUAGCUGCGGGUGGGAGCGGGGGCCCCUCACAGCCUCCUCCAUCUUAGCGGCCGCCGCCAUCUUGGGCCCGGCGCACGGGCGGCCCAGCGGGACGAGGGGUGCCGGGCAGGACCCACCCGGCGGGACCGGAGGUAGCGGGCAGGAUCCACCCGACGGGACCGAAGGUGCCCGGGCAGGACCCACUCGGUGUCUGGCAGCCCCCGCGGUGACGGGAACACAGCCAGCUCCGGGGGGUGUUCGGCUCAUAUCCCCCCGCCCCCCUUGGGCUCAGGGCCCGCUCCCACUGCAACAGGCUGCCCCCUCAUCCCCGGCCUGUUCCGGGAACACCCGAGCAGCCCUUGGCACGCUUCGGAACUCUUCGUGUGUCCGCCGGGAACACCCGAGCGGUGCUCGGCACUCUUCGGAACUUUACGUGCGCCCGCCGGGGAAACCCGAGAGCGGCCACCGCCGCCGAUGGGAUUCGGGCAUCUCCGGACAGGCCCCAGAGCACUUCGGUUGUGUCCGGAAUGCGGCCCAGCAGUUCCGGCGGUGGCCGAUAAACAGCCAUUGGCCGCGCCGCGCGGGGCUGGGCUGGAAGUGUGGGCGGGCGACGUCACUUCCGGAGAGUGACGGAGCGGCGGGUCAGAGGCGGCAGCAAAAUGGCGGCGCCUGAGGAACGGGAGCUGACGGCGGAACAGACCGAGAAGCUACUGCAGUUCCAGGACUUGACUGGCAUAGAGUCCAUGGACCAAUGUCGCCACACACUGGAGCAGCACAACUGGAACAUAGAGGCAGCUGUGCAGGACCGACUGAACGAGCAAGAGGGUGUCCCAAGUGUCUUUAAUCCUCCUCCCCUGCGGCCGUUGCAGGUCAAUACAGCUGACCACAGGAUCUACAGCUACGUUGUCUCAAGGCCACAGCCAAGGGGCCUGUUAGGAUGGGGUUACUACUUCAUAAUGCUUCCAUUCCGAUUUACCUAUUACACGUUACUUGAUAUAUUUAGGUUUGCUCUGCGUUUUAUACGCCCUGAUCCUCGUAGUCGGGUCACCGACCCAGUGGGUGACAUUAUUUCGUUUAUUCAUAUGUUUGAGGAAAAAUAUGGGAGGAUACACCCAGUCUUCUACCAGGGGACUUACAGCCAGGCCCUGAACGAUGCCAAGCGGGAGCUGCGCUUCCUGUUGGUUUAUCUUCAUGGGGAUGACCACCAGGACACAGAUGAGUUCUGCCGCAAUACACUGUGUGCACCUGAGGUCAUCACCCUCAUCAACACUAGAAUGCUCUUCUGGGCUUGCUCAACCAAUAAACCAGAGGGAUACAGAGUGUCGCAGGCCCUGCGGGAGAACACGUACCCGUUCCUGGCCGUGAUCAUGCUCAAGGACCGCAGGAUGACCGUGGUUGGGCGGCUGGAAGGCCUCAUCCAGGCUGAUGACCUCAUCAAUCAGCUGAUGUUCAUCAUGGAUGCCAACCAGACAUACCUGGUGUCCGAGCGCCUGGAAAGGGAAGAGAGGAACCAAACCCAAGUCCUGAGGCAGCAGCAGGACGAGGCAUAUCUGGCAUCCUUGCGUGCAGACCAGGAAAAGGAGCGCAAGAAGAAGGAGGAAAGGGAGAGGAAGAAGAAGAAGGAGGAGGAAGUGCAGCAGCAAAAACUGGCAGAGGAGAGGCGGCGGCAGACACUGCAGGAGGAGAAGGAGCGGAAGUCGGAAUGCCUUCCUCCAGAACCGCAUCCCGACGACCCGGAGAGCGUCAAGAUCAUUUUCAAGCUGCCUAAUGAUUCCAGAGUGGAGCGGCGAUUCCACUUCACACAGUCAUUGACGGUGAUCCACGACUUCCUGUUCUCCUUGAAAGAAAGCCCUGAGAAGUUCCAGAUUGAGGCCAACUUCCCUCGCCGUGUCCUGCCCUGCCUCCCUACAGAGGAGUGGCCCAACCCCCCCACGCUGCAGGAGGCGGGACUCAGCCACACGGAAGUCCUCUUUGUGCAGGACCUCACGGACGAUUGACACUUCUUUUUGGUUUUGUUUUUGUUUGUUUUGUUGUUCCGUUUGGUUUUUUUGUUUUGUUUUGUUUUUUUUGUUUUUUUUUUCCAGAAGACACAAAACUGAAAGAGAAAUUCAUAUUAUUAUUAUAAUACAAUAUUUUUUUUAAAAGACUGCGUACAAACGAGGGAUCAGAGACCACAUGGCCUGUGCCAGCUGUGCUGCGUGCGUGCGCUGGCGAGAGGACGCGUGCGCACGGCCAUCCCCUGCACGGGGGGCACACGGGGGGAGCUGGUGUUGCCCCUCCGCCCUCCCUGGGGAGGAACAGGAAUGGCAGCUCUUGGUAAUUAUUGCUUUUAUUGAUGACAAUAAUAAUAAAACCCCGGCAACCCAACAUCUUGUGAAGAUUUGAUACUCUGCUGCUCCUGAGAGACACAAGACCGAGCACCGGAACGUGCUGGGAUUGGGGUGGGGGGAAAGGGCUGGACAGACUCUCUUCAGCUUCCCUCUGUGUAUAAAUACUGUUCUUUUAAUAUUUCUCUUGCUUUGUAAUGACCAAAGGAGAUUGGGGUUGACUAUAGUAUUAACUUUUUGAUAAAGAGCUGGUUCGAUUCUUACCCAUGUGGGGCCUUGCCCAGGGUUCUUAGCCUGCGUAGUGUAAUAAACUCUGCCUCUAGCA